This is a messenger RNA of Phyllopteryx taeniolatus (common seadragon), 2767 nucleotides long. It is a transcript of the gene entpd5a, whose product is annotated as ectonucleoside triphosphate diphosphohydrolase 5a. Gene Ontology annotation, cellular component: membrane. NCBI's taxonomy places the organism in Eukaryota, Metazoa, Chordata, Actinopteri, Syngnathiformes, Syngnathidae. The coding region runs from base 262 to 1689 and encodes 475 amino acids. The record is from RefSeq and is a predicted model, not a curated record. The transcript is spliced from 13 exons. Gene Ontology annotation, molecular function: GDP phosphatase activity; UDP phosphatase activity. Gene Ontology annotation, biological process: nucleoside diphosphate catabolic process.
AUCCAGCCUCCUCUUCCUCCUCCUUCCUUCCGAGAGAGAGAGAGAGAGAGAGAGAGAAAAAAGGCAGGUAGUCUCCAGCUCAGCUUCCAACAAGAAGGGUGACUGGAUGGAGUGGGGAUGGACCGCCACAGGAUUGGAGGAUCGCCGCUCUCGGUGUGGCCCCUCGCCAAGCCCAUAUGUCUUUAUAUAGUGUAAACACACGAGGGGACAGUCCUGGCUGUGCGUCCACUGCGCCGAGCCCUCCGCCCGUCUCUGAACGCCAUGGCCGCGCCGAGCCGUCUCCUCUCGCUCUUGCUGGGGCUCCUGGCGGGGAGCCUCGCAGCCGAGGCGACCUACUACCGGCCCCACCGCUACUUCCCGCACUUCAUCCGCUUCCGCCAGCCUCCCUCCAACAUGGAAAACCACCUCCCGGAGGUCGUGAACGCGGCACCCGGCGCGCCGAGGUACCCCGUCGUCCCCCAGGUCCUCCGCCCUCCACCCGAAGACAUCCAGAGCUUACCGGAGGCUUACCACGCGGAGCCCAAAGUCGUCGUGAGCCGGGUCUUCUACGGCGUCAUGUUCGACGCGGGCAGCACCGGCACCAGGAUCCACAUCUAUAAAUUCAUUCAGAAAGACCCAGUUGAGCUGCCAGUUCUGGACAAUGAAAUGUACCAUGCAGUGAAACCUGGACUUUCCGCUUAUAAAGACAACCCUGAGGAGGGUGGCAACACGGUGCGUCAGUUGCUGAAGAUAGCCAAGAAGACUGUGCCAGAGGAGGAGUGGGAAAGGACCCCGGUGGUCCUGAAGGCCACGGCGGGCCUGCGCCUGCUGCCCGAGGACAAAGCCGUCCAUCUUUUGAACGAGGUGCGACACGCUUUUCGAGAGUCUCCCUUCUAUGUGCCACGCAACAGCGUCACCAUUAUGAAUGGAACAAAUGAAGGAGUCCUGGCCUGGGUCACAGUGAACUUCCUCACAGGCCACUUGUAUUCGAACACGAGGAGGACCGUGGGCAUCCUGGACUUGGGAGGAGGCUCUACACAGAUCACCUUCCUUCCAAAGUCAAAGAAAACAGUUCAAUCUGCUCCCCAUAGUUACAUCGCCAGAUUCAACUUGUUCAACAAUACGUAUCAGCUCUACACACACAGCUACCUUGGAAAUGGACUGUACGCGGCUCGAUUGGCAACUCUCGGAGCACUGGGAGCUGAUGGUCUCGAUUGGAAAGUCUUCACGAGUUCCUGCCUACCAAAGAAAUUCCGAGAAGAUGUGACUUUUGGUGGAACCACUUACAAAGUCAGCGGAGUUCCAGAUGGCUAUGCAGGCUACAAGCUGUGCUACUACGAGGUGAUGAGGGUGAUCAAGGGAAUCGUGCACCAGCCUUAUGAGGUGAAAGGCAGCAGCGUGUUCUAUGCUUUCUCCUACUACUUCGACAGAGCUGUGGAGUCUGGCCUCAUUGAUGGCAGCCGAGGUGGCGCAAUCGAAGUCAAGGACUUUAAGAAGCGAGCCAAAGAGGUGUGCAACAAAAUGACCAAAUACCGUGCCGUCAGCCCCUUCCUGUGCAUGGACAUGACGUACAUCACCUGCUUGCUGAAGGAGGGCUUUGGCUUCAAGGACAACACAGUGCUGCAGCUGGCCAAAAAGGUGAACAACGUGGAGACCAGUUGGGCCCUGGGCGCCACCUUUGACUACUUCAAGAACCUCAACAUCCACUAAGGGCAGCUCAAGGGCAAUGCAGUCAGCACUGAGAGGGGCACUUUCGUCACUGCGGGGCUUCCCUCCCUCCCUCCGCACAGACACACCCUGUCCCAUCUUGCCCACCCUCCUCUUCCUCCCAGCAAACACUACCAGAACUGUUUAAGAAAAUAAGAAAUCACUAUAUUUUUAUAAGGCCAGCUAUUUCUACUGUAUGUUGAGCCCCUGACUGCUGGGCUGACUUUAUUUUUGUCGAGCAUUUUUUUUGGUUCCUAAUGGGUAUUUGGAAAUGUGUCCUCACCUUGCUGUCCAGUGCGUGGUCACGGUGGUUUGAUGCCGCCCGGUUGUGGCGUAAUGGAAGUCUUACUCGAGUCACCUGUCUUUAUGCUUUCUUUUAUCGAAGACGCUAACGAUUUCACGGGAAAUUCCAUUGGACAAAGUCGAUGAGCAGUUAGACAAGCGCGUAGCUUCUGUCAUUCAACUUUGCACGCAACACUUUCAUCGUAGCCGUUCAUCAUGACUCGGGAGGUCAGAGUUCACUCUCAGAGUGUGUCUGGUGAGCUGUCACAUGCACAAAAUGAAUGCUUUUAUUUUUCUGUUUCCUGAACAAAAUUGCAAAGGAGCAAUAGAACAACCUCGAAUCAAGUGGAGUUAACAACGUCAUUAAGCAAAAGUAAACACAAAGGAUACAUCUGUGACUUUUUAAACUUGUGGGGAUGUUGCUGAUUGUUCAACAGCAUUCAUGAUUUAUACUCCUUCUUCUCUUGUGCACUGUACAAAUAUUUAAAUAGCUGAAAAUUUGAGUUUAUUGGAAGCUUUUAACCUUCAAUGCUCUUGAAAUACUCCACCCCGCUGUCUUCCAAGUAUACAAAACGCUCCAUAACUACUGUUGUAUAGAUGCCAGUUACAGUUACCAAGAACUGCUUUCAAAUGCUAAGAUUCGAUGCCAUGUCACAGUUGCUCAGAAUGCUCAUUAGCUGAUUAACCUGAUGCUUUUGCUUUGUAAAUUGUUUCUUUCUUAUUCAACGAAAUGCUUGUUUUAGAAUAUGUGAAUAUGUAUGGUUCUUUUCCUUUAGUAAAUAAAUAUACACAAAUGUAA